Molecule: messenger RNA, 1350 nt
Organism: Pediculus humanus corporis (human body louse)
Lineage: Eukaryota; Metazoa; Arthropoda; Insecta; Psocodea; Pediculidae
Product: G2/mitotic-specific cyclin-A, putative
Exons: 6
Coding region: 1-1350 (449 amino acids)
Biological process (GO): regulation of cyclin-dependent protein serine/threonine kinase activity; mitotic cell cycle phase transition
Cellular component (GO): cytoplasm; cyclin A2-CDK2 complex; nucleus
Molecular function (GO): cyclin-dependent protein serine/threonine kinase regulator activity
Source: RefSeq, a predicted model, not a curated record
AUGGCUACAUUUAGCAUAUAUCAGGACAAGGAAAAUAAUUCUUCCAUUUUACCGAAUAAAUUAAAAGAUGCCGGACCAACACAAAAACGGAUUGUACUUAAAGUUUUAGACAAAAAUUCUGAUGAUGGAAAUGAAAUUAAAUUGCCCAUUCACAAAAAUAUUGCUCAGAAAAGCACUGCAGCAAUAAAAGCAAAAGAUGAGACGUAUAAUUUUCAUAAUGAAAAAAUUCAAGUCAAUUGCAAAAUAAGUCAUAAAUCAAAAGUUGUCAAGUCAGGAUAUCAAAAUGUUCAGCCCAGUGGAAAAGAUUUUAAAAUCUUUCAAGAAAUAUCUGGAGAUGUUCCUUCUAAAGGUCCUUGCAAUGAAAAAGUUGCAAUCAAGGAUGAAAAUAAAAGUAGAGCUUUAAAAGAUAAAUAUGUAGAACAAGAGAAACCGACUAGUUCUAAAGAUGUUUCUUUUCCUUCUUGUGUCACGACUGUACAUAGAGAACCCUCUGUCUCAUCAUCAUCAUCAUCUUGUAUGUCAGUUCAGGAGCAAUUUUGUGAAACGGAUGAUGUAAUUCAGGAAAUGCCAAUGAGUAUAGACAAUUCAAAAAUUAGUAGCAAUUUAGAGUUAGAAUAUGAUUCUAGACUUAAUGAAUUAUCAAUGAAUGAGCAAUUGUAUGCAUGUGACGAACCUAAAAAAAAUUACAUGCUCAAACAGCCUGAUAUUUCAUAUGGUAUGAGAGCUAUAUUAGUUGAUUGGUUAGUUGAGGUAGUAGAAGAAUACCACAUGAAAACAGAGACUUUAUAUUUAGCAGUGUCUUACAUAGAUAGAUUCCUCAGCUACAUGAGUGUCAUUAGGGCUAAAUUACAAUUAGUCGGUACCGCUGCAAUGUUCAUAGCUUCAAAAUUUGAAGAAAUAUAUCCUCCCAACGUCAACGACUUCGUUUUUAUCACGGACGAUACUUAUUCGAAAAAACAAGUACUAAGAAUGGAACAUCUCAUACUCAAAGUUUUGUCGUUCGAUUUGAGUACUCCAACAAUUUUAUGUUUUCUCACGGAUUUUGCAUCGUGUUAUCCGACCGUAGAAAAAGUCAAAUUUUUGGCAAUGUAUUUAUGUGAAUUAACUUUGCUCGAAGCGGAUCCGUAUUUGGCAUAUUUGCCAUCCGAAAUAGCUGCUUCGGCGUUGUGUGUCGCAAGGUAUACUUUGCUGGAUGAAACGGAAGAAAUUUUUCCUGUUAAAUUGCAGGAAGUUGUCGAUCAUCACGUGGAAGAUUUAAUUGAUUGUAUUUCGGCGGUAGAUAACACGUUCAGAAAAGCUUCGAGCAUUCCACAAAAAGCCAUUCAAGAAAAGUACAAAUCUAACAAGUGA